CUGCCUUGAGGGCACGACGAAGCAGCCCGGCUGCCCGCUCCGUCCACAGCUACCAUGACUCAGCUCCGAAGCUCUGAGGUCCAGCAGCUGCUACACAACAAGUUCGUGGUCGUCCUGGGGGACUCGGUCCAGCGCGCCGUCUACAAGGACCUGGUGCUGCUCCUGCAGAAAGACUGCCUACUGUCCACUCGGCAGCUCAAGGCCAAGGGUGAGCUCAGCUUCGAAAGCGACAUGCUUCUGGAAGGUGGCCGGUGGGGUCGCAUGCAUAAUGGAUCAAACUACCGCGAGGUGCGCCAGUUCCGCACUGGUCACCACCAAGUGCGUUUCUACUUUCUGACGCGCGUUUACUCUCAGUACGUCGAGAGUGUUCUGGAAGAGCUGCGCUGGGACCAGCAUGCCCCGGACGUGGUUGUCAUGAAUUCCUGUCUCUGGGAUCUGUCCAGGUAUGGUCAGGACUUUCCAAGAAGCUACAGGCAGGAUGUGAAGAGCCUGUUCCGGCGCAUGCAGCAGGUGCUGCCCCCAUCCUGCCUCCUGGUGUGGAAUACGGCCAUGCCUGUGGCCCAGGUGGUCUCUGGGGGCUUCCUCCCGGAGGACGGCCAGCCCGCGACCGCCCACUUGCGGGAAGACGUGAUCGAAGCCAACUUCUACAGCGCCAUUGAGGCUGGCCGGCGCGGCUUCGACGUGCUCGACCUGCAUUUCCAUUUCCGCCAUGCCUGGCAGCACCGCCUGGGAGACGGCGUGCACUGGGACAAGUACGCGCACAGGCACCUCUCCCAGCUGCUGCUGGCCCACUUGGCUGAUGCCUGGGGCGUGGACCUGCCCCAGCGCCACUCCGAGAGCCUCUGGGACAGAGUUGCUGCUCCCAUUAGCCAACGUCCAACCAUCAUGGGCAGAUUUGUGGAAACCGAAGGUGACCAAGACAGAUCAGCCUGUGUCGCAGCAUCUUUCAGUUUUUGGUACCCUCAGAUCCCAACGCAAGCCUCAGGGAUCUAUGCACCAACCCCACCACCUCCUCCUUCUCCACCUCUUCUUCCUCCUCCUCCUCCUCCUCUAAUGCCCUACCACCACUGGGCACACUGGCCUUCUGACCAGCCUUUCCAGCACGAGCGGUUCUGCAGUGAGUCAUCCAGACGCCAGGCUGAGAAUCCCAGAGAAGCAUCCCUGAGGGCUGGUCUGCAGGCACCACUGGGUGCCAUCCGCUCAGGGGCUGCCCACCAAGCUAGGAGGUUCUCUCCCUACCCUCGCCCUCGCUCGGGUGACUCACGGAGACGUCGACGGCGCUCAGAAAGGUGGCCCUCAACCCACCGGGAGACAAGGCCCCGUUAAAUCUGUCUAGAC
Molecule: messenger RNA, 1338 nt
Organism: Ochotona princeps (American pika)
Lineage: Eukaryota; Metazoa; Chordata; Mammalia; Lagomorpha; Ochotonidae
Product: PC-esterase domain-containing protein 1B-like
Exons: 1
Coding region: 55-1326 (423 amino acids)
Source: RefSeq, a predicted model, not a curated record